GGGCUCGUGAGAGGGCAGAAGGUGUUGGACUCCGGAGCACCCAUCCGCAUCCCCGUGGGCCCUGAGACCCUGGGCAGGAUCAUGAACGUCAUCGGGGAGCCCAUCGAUGAGAGGGGUCCCAUCACCACCAAGCAGUUUGCUGCUAUUCAUGCUGAGGCCCCUGAGUUUGUGGAGAUGAGCGUGGAGCAGGAGAUCCUGGUGACCGGGAUCAAGGUCGUGGACCUGCUGGCUCCCUAUGCCAAGGGUGGCAAGAUUGGUUUGUUUGGAGGUGCUGGUGUCGGCAAGACUGUGCUGAUCAUGGAGCUGAUCAACAAUGUGGCCAAGGCCCACGGUGGUUACUCAGUGUUUGCGGGUGUGGGCGAGCGAACCCGCGAGGGCAAUGACUUGUACCACGAGAUGAUCGAGUCUGGGGUCAUCAACCUCAAAGAUGCCACCUCCAAGGUUGCGCUGGUCUAUGGGCAAAUGAACGAGCCCCCAGGUGCCCGGGCCAGGGUGGCCCUGACGGGGCUGACUGUGGCCGAGUACUUCAGGGACCAGGAGGGUCAGGACGUGCUGCUGUUCAUCGACAACAUUUUCCGCUUCACCCAGGCUGGCUCUGAGGUGUCUGCUCUGCUGGGCAGAAUCCCCUCAGCCGUGGGUUACCAACCCACACUGGCCACCGACAUGGGUACCAUGCAGGAGCGGAUCACCACCACACGCAAGGGCUCCAUCACUUCGGUGCAGGUGCUGUCCCGUGCCAUCGCUGAGCUGGGCAUCUACCCGGCCGUGGACCCCCUGGACUCCACCUCCCGCAUCAUGGACCCCAACAUCGUGGGCGCUGAGCACUACGACGUGGCUCGAGGCGUCCAGAAGAUCCUGCAGGACUACAAGUCGCUGCAGGACAUCAUUGCCAUC
Molecule: messenger RNA, 894 nt
Organism: Acanthisitta chloris (rifleman)
Lineage: Eukaryota; Metazoa; Chordata; Aves; Passeriformes; Acanthisittidae
Gene: ATP5F1B
Product: ATP synthase, H+ transporting, mitochondrial F1 complex, beta polypeptide
Exons: 7
Biological process (GO): proton motive force-driven mitochondrial ATP synthesis
Molecular function (GO): ATP binding; ATP hydrolysis activity
Source: RefSeq, a predicted model, not a curated record